Chironomus riparius is the source of this 3471-nucleotide messenger RNA. The record is from the annotation of a GenBank genome assembly. Lineage: Eukaryota; Metazoa; Arthropoda; Insecta; Diptera; Chironomidae.
GGAAAACACGUAUUUGAGAAUUCCCUAACGAAUGAAUCGUGCGGUUAUUCAUUGAUCUAUUCAAAGGAAUAUUUUUUUUAACAAUCUUAUAUGUAGACUUUUUUCGGGGAUUUAAACAAAAAUGCAGUGUGUAUGAAGCCAGAAUUUUUAUCAUCGUAUCAAUACACAAUUAAAGAAUGAAAUGACACAUACCCGGAAAUAAAGCAAUUGCAAAAAAAAAACGACAAGUGAAAAGAAAAAUUCAAACUUUUCUCUCAUGUGAUUUAAGAAUCAAUUGAAUUACUUAAAAAAUAUUUGAAGUAAAAAAGAGCAGACACAAGAUGAGACACAUGGCAGUGACCGAUGAAAUUUAAUAUGACAAAGGAAAGUUGAUAACAUCCAUAUAUCAAAUUUAAAUAAAAUACGAUGUGCUAAAAUUUUAAUAUACACUUUGCACUACACAAAAAUACUUUUAGAUGUGAUUAUGUAAAGAAAUUAACGAAACGAAAAAAAAAGAAGUAAAAAAUAAUUAAUAUGUCAUAUUUAAAAAAAAUUAAGACAACAAAAAAAGUAUAUAUAUAUGAAUAUGUAUCUUAAAUCAAUUGAUUCUCGUUGCCAUCGUCAAUGAUUACAUGCAAUUGAGAUUGAAUAAAAACAGCGAAAAACAAAAGUAGUUCAUCUUAAUGAAAUUAAUGGAAAAUCAUCAGAAAGAAAUAAGAAGAAAAAAAGUGAUUCUCGACAAAGUUGUUCAAUGAUCAAGAAUAAAAGUAUAAACAGUAUAUAAAAAAAAGAGUCUUAAAGUGCCAGAAAGAUUUGUGACAAAAUAUUGUCAUUGCAAGGAAUAAUAAAAAAAAAAUAGCGAGGAGUAAAAUGAAAAUGUGCAAGAAAAAAUAUGCGUGACUAUGCAAAUGUAUUUAUGGAAAAAACUGUGAAGAAAUCAAAUAUUGAUGCCAAAAGUUAAAAGAAAAUAUUUAGUUAUCGUGUUGGAAUCUAUAAAAGAUGAUGAAAAAUAGUUUAAAAGGAAAAAUAAUUUUUUUUAUUUUUACAAGAACACAGAAAGUAGUAAAUAAACGCCUUUUAAUGAUUACUUAAAGUAAAUAAAAGAAGUUUCGUUGCACAUGUACAUAUAAUUCAUUUUUUGUUCAUGAAAAAGUGGUUCCAUUUGAGGGUGGCCCUAGCUUUGCUGGGAGCCAUCGUUAUUCAUCUAAUACUUUGGCCAAUAUACUGCUGUGCCGGUUCUCCUAUAAGAAAUUUACACUUUGCCAAUAACGAAAAUAAAAUGAAUUUAUCUGCCGUGGAUGACUCCCACCAUCACCAAACAAAUAAUAGUAAUAGAAAUAGUUCUUACGAAAUUAGUACAAAUAAUGUUGCACAUAGUUAUAAAAAUUACCUGCAUGUAUCCCAAUCAAUGAUGGACGAAAACAGCAAUGAAUCAAUAAUGGAUAAAAAUAUUAUUGAUGUUGAUAGAUAUAUUCGUAACAAUGAAAAGGAACACAACAAUGAUUCAAGAAUAACCUCAAGUAUUUAUGAUAUUUUUCUUAUAAAUAGUGAACAAAAAAUUAGAGAAACGCCAAGGACUUUAAUGAGAAAUGAUCGAAGUGCCAAUCAAAAUCAUUUGAAUGGUAAACAUAAAAAGUUAAAUGGAACAAAACGGGUGAAAAAUAUUAAUAAUAGUAAUAAUCGGUUAAAAGUAUCCACCUUGGAUAGAAACGAAAGAUCAGCAAACUUAUCGCACAUAACUGGAAGUGCACGGAAAAUUCAAUUGUACAUAAAGAAUCGCUUUCUUCAACUAAUGCCUGACGGGACAGUGAAUGGCUCGACUGAUGAUUCAAGUGACUAUACAAUUUUACAACGGACAACAGUUAAUGUUGGGCAAAUUAAAAUUCAAGGGGUAGCGACUUGCUUAUUUCUAUGCAUGGAUAGCUGUGGAAUUACAUAUGGAUCUGUUGAAUUCACAGAUGAUUGCAUAUUCAAUGAGUCUAUGGAACAGCAUCACUACAAUACAUACUCUUCAACACUGUACUCAAAUGGAAAGCGUACAUUUUAUCUUGGUCUGAAUCGACACGGACAGCCGCGAAAAAUUCAAAUUCCUUCGUCGAGACAACUUGGAAAACUAUCGGAAUAUACCAAAUCAUUAACACAAACAGUAGCACAAGAAAAAGUUGAUAAAUUAAUUACGCGUUUGUAUGGUGCAAACCAUUUAAGACAUGGAUUAAAGCAACUUUGUGAUACCGGGAAAGUAUUGCAGGACAUUAAAUUAAAAGGUGUAAAGAAAAAAUCCAAGUGUAAUGGAUCUGCAAAAAAUAAAAAGAAGAAGAAUAAUAACAAUAGUAAUAAAAGCAAUAAGAAACGCAAGUGUCGUGAUAAUGAAGGAGAUGGGGAUCAUUGUACGAAAAUAAAUUCAAACAACAAUAAUAAUAGUAUGAAUGUAGAUGAUCCGACAAAAAAUUAUAAUAGUCAUAAUAUCUCAACUAAUAAUGCAAAUAAUAAUAGUAAUAGCAAUAAUUUAGGAAAUAACAAGAAAAAAACAUCAGUAACUAAUAACCAACCGAAAAAAUGUAAUAAUAACGAUGACUGUAAUAAUAAUAAUAAUAAUCGAAAACUUACCAAAAAGAAAUUAACAAAGAAGACCGGCCAAACGAAGAAUAACUUGCACAGUAAUGGAAAGCAAAAUAAGAAGAAAGUUGCGAAAAAUGUUACAACAACUCUGAAGCCAGAAGAAGAAUAUGUUGAUCAAGAUAUUAUCGAUUCACUUAUAGUAUCUGAGGAGGAAGAAGAAGAGUAUGGUGAAAUCAAUUCCUCAGCAUUAGUAGGAGAUUCAAUGAAUGCCAUUGAUGAGCACGAUCAAAACGAAUAUAGUCUAUGAAUCUAAUGGCUAUUUUCAUGUACAAAGUAUAGUUUUUCUUAAUUUAACUAAGAAUAAUGUUCUUUUACUAUUAUUUAUACAUGUAAAUAUUAUUCAAGUCUUAAGUUUUAGAUUAUAUUAAUAUGGGUGUAGGGUUAGCAUUUUCAAAUACUUACCUCAUAAUCAAUAUAUUGUAAUAAUAAUGAAGAAAAAAAUAUAAUGUUCAUCACAUAAAUCAAUCGAUAAUAAUGUGUAGAAAUAAAAUAACUCAGGUAAGAUUUGUAACGCAAUUUCAUUUCUCUUUGAAUUUCUUUAAUUCUUCUUUUUUUUGCGAUUCCAAAGACAACAAGAAUAAGAAAUUUUGUUAGAGACGAAAAAUAAAAACAUACAAAAAAUGUUCUGGCAAAUUAAAAUAUACAUUCUUUUUCACAUGUUUCUUGAAAGCUUAUGAAAAUAUCACAAACAUGUUGAUUGCAGUGAUGAUAAGCUCUUUUUCAAAAACGUGCAAAGAUAUUAGUGCCAUAUUUCAAAUAAAUGUCGAUAAAUUAUUAAAUUCAUCAUGAGUAGUUAGCAAUAUCGAUACACAUAUUUAUGUUAUAAGUAUAUAAGUUGAUUAUUUACAAAAUGAAAAAAAAGAAAGAAAGAAG